AUGGCCUCUACUCAAUAUUUGUUCAUCCUUGCAAUCAUAGCAGCAAUUCUUGUCCCUUCAAUUUUGGCCACAGAGUUUGUGGUUGGUGAUGACAAGGGUUGGACCAUUAACUUUGAUUACCAAUCCUGGACUCAGGGAAAGGAGUUCCAUUUUUCAAGUAUAGAUCGAGAGGGAGCCCAUAAUGUUCUUAAAGUCAAUUCCACUAGCUUCCAACAAUGUACGGCACCCGCAGGAACUAAGGUCUUGACUAGUGGAAAUGAUGUGAUUACCCUAACAACCCCGAAAAGACAAUGGUACAUUUGUGGGGUUGCUAAGCAUUGUGAGGUUGAAAAACAGAGGCUUGUUAUAACAGUGUUGAUAAUUGGGACGUCUUUGCCAUUUCCCUCUCGACUUCUCCUUUUCUCUCCAAAUGACGACGGAUUACCAAAACGUCGGGCGAGACGUCCCAAUUAUCAAAAGAGUCGAAAGAAAUUUUUGCAAGAAUGUCUUACAAAAGGCAAACAGGAAUACACGAAGACUCGUAAAGUUCUUGGGCCUAUCGAGGCUGAAGCCAUACGUGAUCAAUGCAAUAAAGGGUGCAACGAUGCGUAUACCUUAUAUUAA
Corylus avellana is the source of this 603-nucleotide messenger RNA. Lineage: Eukaryota; Viridiplantae; Streptophyta; Magnoliopsida; Fagales; Betulaceae. The record is from RefSeq and is a predicted model, not a curated record.